AUGACGCACGUUGGCAGCUUCGCCGGCAGAUCGGGUGUCGUGUGCCCGGGCCGACCGGCUCCGUUCCAGGGCCUGCCGUCCAGCCCUCGCGGCGGGAGGCCCUCCAUCAGACUGGGCGCUGGACCCAAGAAGCUGAAUACGUUUGAUGAUAGCUGGCAGAAGCGGUGGUUUGGCGCAGGCUACUUCGCAGAGGAGAAGGAUGUGAGCCCCAGCUCCAUGUACCGGAAGAUCGAGAAGAAGAAGGUCCUGUCCGGUGUCGAGAGGCUAGGGCUGCUCAGCAAGGCGGAAAAGGCGGGCCUGACCCUGACCAAGAUCGAGCAGCUGGGCCUGCUGGGCGCGGCGGAGAACCUGGGCCUCCUGAGCCUGGCUGAGCGGCUGCUGGUGUCGGACCCCGGCCUCAUCACCAGCGCAUCCAUCCCGGCCCUGGUGCUGUCCAUCCUGGCCGCCGCGCUCAUCCCCCACGACACGGCGCUGACUAGCAUCAUCAGCUACCUCAUCUCCUCGCUGAGCCUGGGCGUCGCCGCGGUCCUUUUCAUCACCGGGUUCGUGGUGAAGGGCCUGCAGGAGGAGGACGGCUGA
Molecule: messenger RNA, 579 nt
Organism: Auxenochlorella protothecoides
Lineage: Eukaryota; Viridiplantae; Chlorophyta; Trebouxiophyceae; Chlorellales; Chlorellaceae
Exons: 2
Coding region: 1-579 (192 amino acids)
Source: RefSeq, a predicted model, not a curated record